Molecule: messenger RNA, 5257 nt
Organism: Quercus robur (English oak)
Lineage: Eukaryota; Viridiplantae; Streptophyta; Magnoliopsida; Fagales; Fagaceae
Product: zinc finger CCCH domain-containing protein 19
Exons: 10
Coding region: 178-5124 (1648 amino acids)
Molecular function (GO): DNA binding; protein binding; metal ion binding
Source: RefSeq, a predicted model, not a curated record
GAAACAUACAAAAACCCCUCUCUCUCUCUUUGCAACUCCUUCUUUUUCCUCUGCGAAACUCUCUUCGCUCCUUAUGCUUCGGUUUAUUUUCAAUUUCUGAGUAACGAGAGGAAACGAUAAAUCCCUAGGGUUUCAAUUUCUUUCUAGGGCUUUUAAUCUCAAUUUCAAGUUUCUCCGAUGGAGACCGAGGAAGAUGAGGCUUCGAACUUGAAUCAACCUUCUCUUUCUCUUCAGGAAGACUCAGCAGCAAUCGUAUGUGACCCGCUAGAAGCAGAAGGACCUAAGAACUCCGACCCACAAUGCGCACCCGAGCCUGAGAAUGAGCCUGAGUCUGAGUCGGCUUCCGAGUCGCACAUCGUCGGAGCCAGCGAGUCGCAACAAUCGCCACCGCCGCAGGUCGCCGGCGAAGAAGCUUUGGAAGUGGCGGAUACGGAUUUAGGGACGGGGGAGAAGGUUGUGAGUGACGUGGCGGAGGAGGAGGAGGAGGAGGACCAGGGUGAGUCUAAUACUGUAGCUGAGGUGGUGGAGGAGAAGGAUGAGGCUCAGGAUGUUGCUGACGUGGCGGUGGAGGAGACGGAAGUGACGGACUUGGCGAAGGAAGCGACGAAUUUGGCAAGCCCUGCGGCGGAAGAUACAGACUUUUUGGGUCCUGUGGUGGCUGAGGAGACUGAGUCGGCAGAGCCAACGGAGGUGGCUGUGGAGACGGAUUUGAAGGAGACAGCGGCGGCUGAGGAGACGGAUUUGGCUGAGCCAGUGGAGGCGGCAGAUGAUACAGGUUUGGAGGAGCCAGCAGCGGUUGAGGAGACGGCUUUAGUUGAGCCAACGACUGUAGAGGAGACGGAUUUGGUGGAGCUAGCAGUGGCUGAAGAGGCAGAUUUCGUCGAGCCAAAGGUGGAAGAGGAGAGGGAUAUGGCGGUUGCUGAGACGGAUUUGGCAGAGCCAUUGGUGGCAGAGGAGAUGGAUAUAAUGGAACCUGCGGUGGCUGAGGAGACUGAGUUAGUUGCCCCAGUGGAUGAGAUGGAAGACGCAGAAGUAGAAGCAGAAGCAGUGGAGGAAGCAAAUGUUGGGGCUGACUUGACAGAGGAGACGGUAGAGGCUGAGGAGCACUUGGUGGAGGAGGAAGAGGAGGAGGAGGAGGAGGAGGCAAUGGAGACAGAGGACAAUGUGGCUGAUGCGGCAGAGGAGACCACUGACGCAGAGGAGGCCGAAGCAGCGGAGGAGGAGGUGGAAAUGGCGGAGGAGACUACAGAAGCAGAGGAGACAGAGGCAGCUGAGGAAAUGGAAGUGGUGGAAGCAAGUAGGACCAGUGGAGGGAAGAGGAAGCGUGGCAAGAGUACUACUCGUGCUGCAACUAGAGCCUCGACAAGGAAGAGGGUGGAAGAGGACGUUUGUUUCAUUUGCUUUGAUGGGGGUGACCUUGUGCUUUGUGAUCGAAGGGGAUGUCCAAAGGCCUACCAUCCUUCAUGUAUUAAUCGUGAUGAGGCGUUCUUUCGAGCCAAGGGUCGAUGGAAUUGUGGUUGGCACCUGUGUAGUAGCUGUGGGAAGAAUGCCAACUAUAUGUGUUAUACAUGCACAUUUUCCUUGUGCAAGGGGUGCAUCAAAGAUGCAGUUAUCUUAUGUGUGAGAGGAAACAAGGGCUUCUGUGAGACAUGCAUGAAAACAGUAUUGUUAAUUGAACACAAUCUGCAAGGAAACAAGGAUAUGGGUCAAGUCGAUUUUGAUGACAAAAGUAGCUGGGAGUAUCUCUUCAAAGAUUACUGGAUAGAUUUAAAAGAGAGGUUGUCUCUGACUUUGGACGAACUCAAUCAAGCUAAAAAUCCAUGGAAAGGAGGAUCCGAUGUGCCUACUGGUAAACAGGAAUCACCUGAUGAACUUUAUGAUGCUAACAAUGAUGAGAGGUCAGAUUCAGACAGUUCUUCUGAUAAUAUAGAAAUCAGUAACUCCAAAAGAAGAAGGGGCAAGAGACGGUUGAAGCCCCGUACCAAGGAAUCUAAUUCAUCAGCCUCAGCUGCAACUGGUUCUGGAGGUCCAUCCAUGGUUGACAAUGCUGAAUGGGCAUCAAAAGAGCUUUUGGAGUUUGUUAUGCAUAUGAAGAAUGGUGACAGAUCUGUUUUAUCUCAGUUUGAUGUACAGGCUCUCUUGCUAGAGUAUAUAAAGAGAAACAAACUCCGUGAUCCUCGUCGCAAAAGUCAGAUAAUUUGUGAUGCAAGGCUUGAAAGUCUGUUUGGGAAACCACGUGUGGGGCAUUUUGAAAUGUUAAAGCUUCUUGAAUCCCACUUUCUCAUAAAAGAGGAUUCUCAGGCUGAUGAUCUUCAAGGGAGUGUUGUUGAUACUGAAACUAGUCAGCUGGAGACUGAUGGGAACUCUGAUUCCUUGGUAAAAGCUAGUAAAGAUAAGAAGCGUAAAACUCGUAAGAAAGGCGACGAGAGGGGACCUCAAUCAAAUCUUGAAGACUAUGCAGCCAUUGAUAUUCACAACAUUAAUUUAAUUUACUUAAGACGUAAUCUAGUGGAGGAACUAAUUGAAGAUAUGGAAAAGUUCCAGGACAAAGUUGUUGGUUCUUUUGUGAGAAUAAGGAUUUCUGGUAGUGGCCAGAAGCAAGAUUUGUAUAGGCUGGUCCAAGUUGCGGGUACAUGCAAAGCUGCUGAGCCAUAUAAAGUUGGUAAAAGGAUGACAGAUACUUUGCUAGAAAUAUUAAAUUUAAACAAGACAGAGAUCAUUUCAAUUGACAUAAUCUCAAAUCAAGAGUUUACUGAGGACGAAUGCAAGCGUCUACGUCAGAGCAUAAAAUGUGGAUUUAUCAACCGGUUGACUGUGGGAGACCUUCAGGAAAAAGCAAUGGCACUCCAAGAGGCCAGGGUCAAAGAUUGGCUGGAAACAGAGAUAGUGCGACUCAGUCAUCUUCGUGAUCGAGCUAGUGAAAAAGGGCGUAGGAAGGAGCUCAGAGAAUGUGUAGAAAAAUUGCAGCUCCUCAAGACACCUGAGGAGCGCCAGCGUAGGUUGGAGGAAAUUCCUGAAAUACAUGCUGACCCAAAUAUGGAUCCAAGUUAUGAGUCUGAAGAAGAUGGAGGUGAAACAGAUGAUAAGAAACAAGAAACCUACAUGAGACCAAGGGGUACUGGCUUUGGCAGGAGACCAAGGGAACCAGUUUCUCCACAAACAGGAGGUCCUGCAUUUAGUGAUUCCUGGAGUGGGACAAGGAAUUAUUCUACCGGGAAUAGAGAUUUAACCAGGAAUAUGUCUAAUAAAGGGUUCUCUCAUAAGGGAGAUGAUACUACUGGUGUUGGCGAGAUAUUGAAUGAAUGGAAUCAAGGAAGAGACAGAGAAACUCAGCAAAUUAACAGUUGGGAGAAACAAAAAAUUACUGCAAGCUUGGAAGUUGAUGCUAGUAAGACCCAAUCUGCAGUAAAGUCUGAACCAACUUCUGCUGCUGCAGAAGCAUCUCUCUCCACCACGGUGGCACAAUCUGCCGUCACAAUCAAUGAGACAGAAAAAAUUUGGCAUUAUAAGGAUCCAUCUGGAAAAGUUCAGGGACCAUUUUCGAUGGUGCAGCUCCGUAAAUGGAACAACACUGGAUAUUUUCCUGUUGAUCUGAGGAUUUGGAGAAUUACUGAGAAGCAAGACAAUUCUCUACUUUUGACUGAUGCAUUGGAUGGAAAAUUCCAGUCAGAUCCACCCUUGGUGGAUAACAGUUUUCUAAAGGCCCAAGGGGUGCACAAUUUAAAUCUUCCUUCCUCAUAUUCCAGUAAACCCCAUGGAGCAACCUUACAGCAUGGUAUUGAAGUUCAAGUUGGUGAAAGAUCAAACUUUGAUCAGAAUCGUGCUGCUCUGAGUUCACAAUCUCCUGCAGGCAUGCUGGCUACUUUGUCAGUUGAGGUCCCUAAGAUUUCUAUUGAUGGGCGAAGUUCUAAUUAUCAAAAUGAUUCAACAAAUCUUCCUUCUCCUACUCCCCAAUCUACCACGAGUGCAACAAAGGGGCAACCUUAUGAAAAUAAGUGGUUCCAAAAUCCUAUUCAGCCUGCUGAUUCUGUAAUGGGAGCUGGUUCAUUCUCAGCAGGAAAUGGAGGACUGCAUCCUCCUGCGGCAGUUAUCCCUGAGAGUGUAUUGCGAGUUUCUGAAAAUAACGGUGCAAGCUCACAUCUUGGAGUGACCCCAAUACCAAAGCCAGAAAAGAGUAUGCUAGCAGGCUCUACAGACACUCUUCAAAUGCAUGCUCAAUCAAUAAGUCCUGGUGCUGAUAUGAAGAAUUCUGUCACUAGUUUCCAAAAUUUGGUUCAGUCUGUGGCUAAUAAUAAUCAUCCUGUUGAAACUCAAGGAUGGGGGGGUGCUCCAUCCCAGAAGGUAGAACCAAAUAAUCUUGCUAAUAUGCCUGCACAACCAGCUACUCAUGGUCACUGGGGGAAUUCUCAAUCUGUCCACAAUUCUGCAACAUCAUUCAGCACGGGAAAUCCGGUGGGGAAUUUCCCCUCAGCAGGCUUCUCAGGCUUGCCUCCAUCCGAUUCUUGGAGACAUCCAGUUCCAGUGAAUCAAUCAAACAUUCAGCCUCCAGCUCCACCCCCACAAACGUGGGGCAUGGGUGUUGCUGAGAAUCAAACAGCUGGAACAAGACCAGAGAAUCAAAAUACUAGUUGGGUUCCAAUGGCAGGGAAUCAGAAUAUGCCCUGGGGAGGACUAGUUCCAGCAAAUGCAAACAUGAAUUGGGGGGCUUCUGGUCCGGGGCCAGUACCUGGAAAUGCAACUGCGGGAUGGGUUGCACCCGUUCAAACACCUGGAAAUGCAGGUCCUGGUUGGGUCCCGCCCAAUCAAGUUCCACCACCAGUAAAUGCGAAUCCUGGUUGGGUUGCUCCUGGUCAGGGGCCACCACCUAGAAAUGCAAACCCGGGUUGGGCGGCACCCGCUGGGAAUGCAGGCAACAAUGGAGACAGGUUCACAAACCAAAGGGAUAGGGUUUCUCAUGGUGGAGACUCUGGUCAUGGUGGUGGUAAACCUUGGAACAGACAGUCAUCAUUUGGUGGUGGAGGGGGAGGAGGUUCUAGGCCUUCUUUCAAAGGGCAAAGAGUGUGCAAGUUUCAUGAGAGUGGGCACUGCAAGAAGGGAGCCUCUUGCGAUUAUCUGCACCCAUAAGUUCUAAUUUCGAUCACCAGAGCAGUCAAUACUGUACAGUUAUUUUUCAUAAAGAGGUUUUUGACCUUGUAUAACCUUUUGUUUCUUUUAUGUGUAAAACUAGUUCAGUUUAGAAUCUCACCCGAUUUUGCUU